This is a messenger RNA of Xenopus laevis (African clawed frog), 3368 nucleotides long. It is a transcript of the gene tut1.L, whose product is annotated as terminal uridylyl transferase 1, U6 snRNA-specific L homeolog. The record is from RefSeq and is a predicted model, not a curated record. The coding region runs from base 24 to 2561 and encodes 845 amino acids. The transcript is spliced from 10 exons. NCBI's taxonomy places the organism in Eukaryota, Metazoa, Chordata, Amphibia, Anura, Pipidae.
GGAAGUACAGAGCUAAUGGUGAAAUGGAGGCCGAGGAGAGUGGGUCUACGGUGAUUCCGUUACCGCAAGAUGUAAAGUCCAUUGAGCGGGGAGGAUUCCAAUGCCUCUUGUGCGGAGUCAACAUCCCGAACCGUCCAAGCUUAACAGAUCACUUAAGCGGCCGGCGUCAUGUGCGGCUGUGUGAAGAGCGAGAUAGGCGCAAUCAGCAGCAGGAGCGCAGUGUGUAUGUCAGUCAUUUUCCACGUGAAACAUCUGAGGAGCAGCUGAGGGAUGUCUUUCAGAAAAUAGCUCCUGUCAGGAACAUAGUGAUGGAUAAGGAUCGGGGUCUUUAUGCAAUAGUGGAGUUUGAGAGUAAGGAUGGCAUGUGCGCAGCCUUAGAAGAGCCUCAAAUAAAUCUCAAUGGAAAACGUUUGCGGGUAAAACCACGGGAAAAGAAAGGAUUUCAAAGGAAAAAGGGAAGCACACCACGUGCACUGCAGCCUCCAGAUCCUGAAGCUUUGAGCAAGGAGCUGUUAAAAUGUUCCAAUGUGGAGGAUCAAAUGAAAAAAAUGGUUUCUCUGUGUUCUCCAUCUCAUCACGAGAGUCACCUACGAGAGUUACUGCUCUCACUGCUACAGGAAACUUUUACAGAGUUCUUUCCAGGAUGCCAGCUUCUUCCCUUUGGUUCCUCUGUUAAUGGCUUUGAGAUUAGUGGCUGUGACCUGGAUUUAUAUUUGGAGCUUGGAGAGGAUGAGACAGAGAAUGCAGAGGGAAAGGCAGACGAAAAGAUACAAAAUCGAGAGGAGAGUUCCACAGACAUGGAAGUAAGUAUGGAGGAGUCCGAAACAGAGAGGAAAGAAGAGGAAAUGGAAAUUGGAAACAGCAAGAGCGAUGAAGAGGAGGAUGUCACUCCAGGCCUGUCCCUGAAAGGUCUUUCCAGUGAGGAGAUACUGGAAGUAGUGGGAAAGGUCCUUCGUCAAUGUGUUCCUGGUGUACAUGGGGUUCAAAGUGUCCCCACUGCCCGUCGCCCUGUUAUACACUUUCAGCACAAGACAUCUGGACUGAGAGGAGAUGUCACCCUAAACAACAGGCUUGCUCUUCGUAAUUCAUCCUUUUUGCGCCUCUGCUCUGAUUUGGACACUCGAGUGCCGCAGCUUGUGUACACAGUGAGGUAUUGGGCUAGAGUUAACCAGCUUGCAGGUAAUCCAUUAGGGGGUGGACCAUUGCUGAAUAAUUAUGCAUUGACACUCCUAGUCUUCUUCUUCUUGCAAACAAGAAGUCCUCCUGUUCUUCCGACAUUAGUGCAUCUAAGAGAAGAAACUGCUAAUGAGGUCCCUCAAGUGAUUGAUGGUUGGGACUGCAGCUUUCCAUCAGAUACUACACAAGUUAAAGAGAGUGGCAAUCAGCAGAGCUUGAGUUCUCUCCUUGCCGAGUUCUUCUCUUUCUACGCUUCUCUGGACCUACAUUUGCUUAUCCUCUGUCCAUGCAAUGGUUUGACCGUUCCACUUCCUUUCUCCUCUUCACCACCUGCCUGGUCACAUGGUUUCCGUUUGGGACCACUCAAUAUCCAAGAUCCCUUUGAACUUAGUCACAAUGUCGGUGGUAAUGUCAGUUCUCGCACAACUCGUCGCUUCAUCUCUCACUGUGUAGCUGCUGCCAGGAUCUGCCGUUCCCCCAAUUAUAACUUGCAUUCUCCCUCCCGUCCAUGGGGAAUCACACUGAUUCUCUUACCUCCACCCACUGAGAAAGAGUGCAUUGGGAGAGCAGGAACUGAAAUCUUAAUACCUCUGGGAGGUGUAUCACUUGAAAAAACAUAUUCAGCUGUGAAUAGGGUCCUUGUGGAUGUAUUGUUGUGCACGCUGGAAGAAAGUGGAGAAGACAAUUGUCAGGAAGGAAAAACAUUGGAAUUAAGCACGAAACUCACAAAUGCUGAGCGUCAAGGAGAAAAGAAUGAAGUAAGAGUGGAAUUGGGGGAACAAGAGGUGCCGUGUAAAGCUGAGCACAAUAAUACUGAAGAAGCUACUGAGCAAAAAAUUGUCUGUAAAACUCAAGAGGGGAUGAGUGAAUCAGCCAGGAGAAAACGAGAAAUGACAGAGCCAUGCAUGAAUGACAUGACUAAUGGAAAGAGAAGAAGACUCGAGUGCACUGGAGCUAUUUGGGACAACCUAAACCUAGCUACAUCGGCCGUGGAAGAUGAAAUGUGUGAGGAAGUACAUAAAGAUUCAAAGACAAAGAUUGACUUCUGUAAUAAUGGCACAGCACAAUGUGAGUUGCUAGUGUGGCACCGAGUGUGGGAAGGCAGGCGCAAGGAAAGGAGGCGGAAGCAGAAAGAGGAAGCGGAUGGUGUGGAGCUGGAGGUUGCUGUGUCUCAAGCACUGGCUUUGGGCAAAGGGAACAAAUGUAAUGAUGAGCCACUGAUGAAAUUGAUACUAACAACUCAACUGACUGCCAAUCAAUCUGUGCAGCUUUACCUGACACCAAUAUUUGACCCCCAGGGCCUUAGCAUCACAUUCUUUCACUUUUUAGAGGGUUAUCUGCCUCGCAUGGUGGCACAAAUCCAAGGUUGUGGGGGAUCGCUGUAAGGAUAUUCUAUAAUGAAAAAUAAUUGGACACCUUUUUAAGGGAAAUUUGUAUUGGGCAUUAGCUUAUAAUAAGCUGUGGGUUAUGGUAAACAUCCAUUUACAAUUUAGUAUUUAUUUUCUGGUUUAUUUCAUCAUUCAAUUUCAUCUGCUUCCUACUGACUCCUGCAUAUAGGGGUUAUGCACAUGCUAGUAUGCUGAGAGUUACAGUAACUCCAUAUUGGCUACUUGCCAUGUUAUGUACAGCGAACUGGCUGCAUAGUAAAUGCAAAUAAAGCUCACAGCAGCUGGAAGUGGGUUACUAGAAACAGAUGAAACAGCAGCAGGAACCAAUAUAGAAAUGUUAAUUUUAUCAUUUCACACAACACUGUUCAAUUCCCCUUUAAGUAUUCUGGAAUAUUAUCAACAUCAUAUUUUUCUACCAGUUGAAACUAAAAGGAAGGGAGUUCUUUUAUUCCCAUGUUAUUGCCUGGUGUGAAUAGCACAUAUUCAUAACACCCGCGGAAUGGGGAGCUUACUCAACUGGGAGUUAUUUAUAAACGCUGGGCAGAUUUCCACCUGAGCAGUAACCAAUGGAAACCAAUCAGAUGCUUGCUUUAAAUGUUAGAGAUACCGCUGCUUAAUCUCUGGUUGCUUUGGGCUACUGCCCAGAUGCAAAUUUGCACAGUGUUUAUAACUAUUGACAUAAAAUGUAAAAAUGCAGAGAGACUUCAAACUGACACAGAUUAUCAUUCAUUUGCUAACAAAAUCUGUGGUAUGAUAAGAAGACUGUACAUUUGUCUCUAUGUCAAUAAAGCUUUAUAUAAAGUG